Messenger RNA from Drosophila hydei, 1130 nucleotides. RefSeq names its product eukaryotic translation initiation factor 3 subunit G-2 (gene eIF3g2). The record is from RefSeq and is a predicted model, not a curated record. Gene Ontology annotation, molecular function: RNA binding; translation initiation factor activity. The coding region runs from base 92 to 871 and encodes 259 amino acids. The transcript is spliced from 2 exons. NCBI's taxonomy places the organism in Eukaryota, Metazoa, Arthropoda, Insecta, Diptera, Drosophilidae. Gene Ontology annotation, cellular component: cytoplasm; eukaryotic translation initiation factor 3 complex.
UAUUCACUAAGCAGAACUGGAGCAGUUCAAAGCUUAGAUUUAUUUGAGAGAAUUUCAGAAACUUGAUCAAAUUUAUAGCAGGAAUUUAAGAAUGAAAACCACAAUCACAUCAUGGGCCGAUGAGGUGGAGGCGGACUAUGUGGAUGGACUGCCGCCAUCCAAGGAGCAUUUGGAUGGGGACUACAAACACGUAACCGAGUACAAGUUCAACGAUGAGGGGAAGAAGGUCAAGGUGGUGCGCAGCUUUAAGAUAGAGAAGAAGAUUGUUUCGAGGGCAGUGGCAAAGCGCCGCAAUUGGACCAAGUUUGGCGACUCCAAGCUAGACAAGCCCGGUCCCAAUUCAUACACCACCAAGGUGGCCGAUGAGAUCCUGAUGAACUACAUGGGCUCCAAGGACUUUGAGCACACACAGGAUCCACUGGACGCCGGCAAACCCAUUGCCAAGUGCCGCAUAUGCAACGGCGAGCAUUGGUCAGUCAAAUGUCCUUACAAGGGCACGUCCAUGGACAUUGAGAGCAAGGCGAUUGCAGCGGCAACUGCAGCUGUAGGCGAAACCAGCAAGACGGGCAAGUAUGUGCCGCCUUUCCUGAAGGAAGGCGCCAAAGGUCGUGAGCGCGACGAUUCAUCGGCUGUGCGCAUUUCCAACCUAUCCGAGUCGAUGACAGAGGACGACCUCGAGGAGUUGGUCAAGAAAAUUGGCCCGCACACCAAGAUGUAUUUGGCGCGCGAGAAGAACUCGGGCUUGUGUAAGGGAUUCGCCUAUGUGCACUUCAAAUAUCGCAAAGACGCAGCCGAAGCAAUUGAAAUACUCAACGGACAUGGCUAUGAUCACUUAAUCCUCAGCGUGGAGUGGUCCAAGCCGCAAAACUAAACACACAUCUUGUCCGGUACCCUGCCGCAUAUGUGCGUUAAAUGUGGCGAGUGCAAAGUUGCGAAAGAAUUGAGGCAAAGUUAAAACAAACUAAAAAGUUUGAGUAAAUCCGAUAAUGCCACGUUUUAAAUGCGAAUUUUUUACACGUGACAGCACAAAGAAAUUCCCACACAAAUGUACAUACGUAAGCAGAUACACACACACACAAACAGAUACCCUCACAUACGGACGUGAAUACGGAAAGGAAAAGCCACUUAAA